Conger conger (European conger) is the source of this 2843-nucleotide messenger RNA. RefSeq names its product voltage-dependent calcium channel gamma-2 subunit. Bases 1863 to 2843 code for a protein of 326 amino acids. Gene Ontology annotation, cellular component: postsynaptic density membrane; voltage-gated calcium channel complex; AMPA glutamate receptor complex. Gene Ontology annotation, molecular function: channel regulator activity; voltage-gated calcium channel activity. The transcript has 4 exons. Lineage: Eukaryota; Metazoa; Chordata; Actinopteri; Anguilliformes; Congridae. Gene Ontology annotation, biological process: transmission of nerve impulse; regulation of AMPA receptor activity; postsynaptic neurotransmitter receptor diffusion trapping. The record is from RefSeq and is a predicted model, not a curated record.
GAAAAUAAAACAUAAAAUAAAAAAACCCCCAAAAAACCCAAUAAUAAUUAAAACAACGCAGGAACAAUUUUCACAGAUUCAUUGACAAGAGGCAUCGUCGGGAAAACAGAAGACAAAAUCAAAGGCACAGUUGCUGACACUGACAACCAGAAUAUACUGGCUCUCAUCUGUAUCCCCCUCUACCGCUCUGUAGCUGGUGGAAUCUGUUUGGCGUGGCGUGGCGUUCCUGUACCGAAGAUCCUUCUUCUCCUCCUCAGCCUCCCGCCAUCUACCCCCUCCCUACCUCUCUACUUCUCUCUGAACGGACCAGGGGGGCAACGGAGGCAUAGAAAAGGAUUGCUGAAUUCCUGUCCUUUUUUCUUUCUUUCUUUUGAUUUUUUCAUUUCGUUUAGCAUAUAUAUAUCUAUAUAUAUCUAUAUAUAUUUUAUUUUACAUGGCGCAGAGGCUAUGCAAGCGAGUCGGUUCUGGGUGUGAUACGACCACUGUGGAUCUGGAUACCCAAGCAGCAUCGACAGCAGUCGAGGCGGGGAGCGGUUCCGGCGGUGCCCCCACCUUCUCCUCCUCAUCUCCCCGGCUCUAUGUCGAGUAAUGGUCGGCUUGCCUUGCUGGAUGCACCCCGCUCUCCCCGGAUCGUCGACGGUAUCUCUUUCGACAGCAGAUCCCCAUUUUCGGCGGAAACCUUCUACGAGCUAGGGGCUACAUAUGGAAACUGGAGAUCAGAAUUUUAGGAAAAAGGAAAACCAGCGGUUGUUUUUUUAUUAUUUGUUUUUUUUUCCUACUUCAUUUAUCCGUCUUUUCAUUUGUUUAUUUAUUUAUUGGGGAUGGUUUCUUCAUUCCUACGUUACUCAAUUAAAUUGAUGUUAGCCUCAUAAUCUUUGAUUUAUCUGUGUAUGUUUAAUCCGUGGCAUUGUUUUCGUUCGUUUAACCGGACUUGUUUCUGUUUAUUGAUAUUUUUGUUCAAUAGAUUUAUCCCGACCCUUCAUUUCCCCGUCCCCGUUCUCUUCCCGUUUUCCCAGCGUAAUUAGAAGUAGAGACAGACACGUUUACGAUUUACAAAUACCUCGGCAAAAUCUGUCAGGUUAAAGGAUUCUUACCCCGAAAUGUACGCGUACGGGCAGACAAACAAGUGAUAUCAUUCGUUUACCGUCUUUCCUAAAAAAUAUUGACGUAAAAUUGUAGCCCAUAUGAGCCUGCCAUUAUUCCAACCUCACCCCACCCCCUCCUCGCGACCAUUUAACGUGAAUUCAACGCUUUAAUCAGAGCCGUACUUAGCUGCACAUAUGUACACAUCAACGUACAGCCUGCCGCUAAUGUGCGUGAAUUAAAUUGUUAAUAUUGCGACUAAACAGACAAAUUGAUGCCUCGUUCCAACAAUCUGCCUUUUACGAACGCCCUUCGACCAUUCGAAGUGCAUCUGGUUUGAUGUUUACCAAGGUUUUUGCUUUUUUAUUUUAAACCACACUUCACUUUCAAUGGUUGUUAAUACUGAAUAGCCAAUAUUAGCCUGUAGCCUCUUGGAAUUAACAGCUUUUCGUAGACACAGUUGUAGACGGUAUAGCUGUACAAGAAAUACCACAGAUUAGCGGCUGCCAUAGCCAGUAAUCUCGUCGUUUGGAAUAGCAUUGAUUAAGAAAGCAAGCAAGCACGGAUAACAAUCAUUCCUUCCCUUCCACCGCAUUUACACUUUCCAUAUUUUUCUCUUUUCUUGUGCUCACUCAGUCGCAACCAUACGGUUCCUUCCACGCACUCCCCCCUCCCCCUCCUUUCAAUCAAACAUAUCCCAUUUUCUUAGUUUGGUUUGGUCCCGUCAAUUUUCAAAUAUUUAUUUCCUCUACGUGAAGAGGAAAGGGGGCCCCCCUUUCAUGGAAUGCGGAAAUAUGGGCCUGUUUGACCGCGGAGUUCAGAUGCUGCUGACCACUGUCGGCGCCUUCGCCGCGUUCAGUCUCAUGACCAUCGCAGUGGGGACGGACUACUGGCUCUACUCCCGCGGCGUGUGCAAGAUCAAGUCGGUCAGCGAGAACGAGACCAGCAAGAAGAACGAGGAGGUCAUGACCCACUCGGGACUGUGGAGGACGUGUUGCUUGGAAGGCAACUUCAAGGGGUUGUGUAAACAGAUAGACCACUUCCCCGAGGACACGGACUAUGAAGCGGACACCUCAGAGUACUUUUUACGUGCGGUGCGAGCCUCCAGCAUCUUCCCCAUCCUCAGUGUGAUCCUGCUCUUCAUGGGGGGGCUGUGCAUCGCCGCCAGCGAGUUCUACAAGUCCCGCCACAACAUCAUCCUCAGCGCCGGCAUCUUCUUCGUGUCCGCAGGCCUGAGCAACAUCAUCGGGAUCAUCGUCUACAUAUCGGCCAACGCGGGCGACCCCUCCAAGAGCGACUCCAAGAAGAACAGCUACUCGUACGGCUGGUCCUUCUACUUCGGGGCGCUGUCCUUCAUCAUGGCGGAGAUGGUGGGCGUGCUGGCGGUGCACAUGUUCAUCGACCGGCACAAGCAGCUGCGGGCGGGCUCCCGCGCCCCCGACUACCUGCAGAGCUCGGCCAUCACCCGGAUCCCCAGCUACCGCUACCGCUACCGCCAGCGCUCCCGCUCCAGCUCCCGCUCCACGGAGCCCUCGCACUCCCGCGACGCCUCGCCCGUGGGCCUGAAGGGCUUCGGCGCGCUGCCGUCCACCGAGAUCUCCAUGUACACGCUCACCCGGGACCCGCUCAAGUCCGCCGGCACGCCCACCGCCACCUACAACUCCGAGAGGGACCACAACUUCCUGCAGGUGCACAACUGCAUUCAGAAGGACCUGAAGGACUCCGCCAACACAGCCAACCGCCGCACCACGCCCGUAUGA